CAAUUUUUAAAGUUUUCUGACUGUAACGCAUUCAAGACUUUACUGAAUUCUAGUUCUGAAUAUCAUUCCGUGUUAAAUCUCAUGCUUGUGUUAUUUCUGAUUGUUGGCGAUUGCUUUCGGGCUGAAUGUGAAUUUACCAAAGCCUGAAGUUACAUGACCAUGGAGCAAUAAAAUGUCGAGAUGUCGGUAUCAAAUAUCAACAAUUUAAACUUCAACCUGUUACUUGACGAGAUUGAAUCUGGUAGCAGUGGAUCAUUAGCAAAUGUUAUUCGCAAGCUACGAGAGAGUGAGCUCGCAGCUUUCAAAGCCCGUAUGGGAGGUCCAACAGGGGAACUGCUUGCCAGCUUCAUAGCGUCUCUUGAUCUGCGUGCAUCAGAGCACAAUGCAGAAAUAGAAAAGACAUGCAGCUACCACUACCAAAGUUUCGUCGAUUCCACACGUGAGUUACUUGAUAUUCAACAAAAUGCAGCAAAGCUCGAAAACGACUUACAAGCGUUAAACGUAGAGCUAGAAGUAACAGUUAAUAAGUUUAGCGAAUCAUGUGAUAAGUUAGCUGCCUGUAAACUCACGUUAGAUCAUGUCAAUCAGUGUAUUGAGGCCAUUCAAAUCAGUCUUCCAAUAUUAGAACAAUAUUCUCGCAUUGAGCAAAGUAUUGCUGAUGGAAGGUAUUACCAUGCCUUGAAAAAUCUUGAAGACCUAGAACAUUCACAACUGGAUCUAAUUCGCCCGUUCGCCUUCUCCGAAAUCAUCAUUCAUCGCAUACCAAAAACAAGAGCGGGAAUUAAGAAUGCAAGUCUUGGUGAAUUAACUGAUUUUCUUGAAUACAUACGGAAAAAUUCAAUAAUUCUUGGUGCAUUUGCUAUGCGAGAAGCAGCACAAUCAUCUGGAAUAGAUAGUGAAGCGCUAUGUGAUACUUUGGCAGUUAAUGGAUACAAAGAAACACAGAACAUAAAUAAAAAAUCAAACAAAGAAUCACAACAACAAGUGACAUUGAAAUCUAUUGUUCAGAAAGGAUCCGUUAAUUUAAAUACAGAUAGUUUAGAUAAUGAAUUAGAAAUGUUAACUCAAAUUGUUACAAAUGCAAAUAAUUCAUGCCUUACUAAUGCAGAUGAUGAUGAUGAUAAGGUGGACAAUCAUGUUGACGUUGACGGUGAUCAUAACAAUGAUAAUCGUCAAACAGUAAUCAAAUCACAUACUCCAUUAAACAUGGAUGAUGAUGAUGAUAAUAUUAAUAAUAAUAAUAAUAAUGAUUGUUUUAAUAAAACAUUUUCAAAAGUAGAAGAUUUAGUCGAUUUUGGACCAGUUUAUCGAUGUUUGCAUAUUCAUUCUGUAUUGAAUGAACGAGCUGAAUUUGAACGACAUUAUUGUGCUCAACGACGUAAACAAUGUCAAUUAAUUUUGAGUUUAUCACCAAAUCAACAAGUUGAAAUGCGUAAUUAUGAUGAAUUUUUCAGUGGCAUCUGUGGUUUUUUUGUAGUUGAUGAUUUUAUUCGUCAUACAUUAUCCGGUUCAUCAGUAUUUUAUCAAACAUAUUUAGAUGAAUUAUGGGUGCAUACAGUGAAUCGUUUAGUAGAUUUUGUACAUGUUAAUGCCAAAUCAUGUAAAUCACCAAAUGAUUUAAUUAAAUUAAAAGAUUAUUUAAUUAUUUUUGAAAGAACAAUGGAAAAUUUAGGUUUUUCAAUAACUGGUCUAAGUGAAACCAUUGGUAUUGUUCAACGAUACUAUCAUAGAUUAUUAGCUAGUCAAUGGAAAUCUAAAUUUGAAACAAUAAUUGCUGAGGAUAAUUAUGAAACAAUUAAAAUAUUGAAUUCGGAACAGUUAGCUGAAUUCCUUAAAAUGUAUCCACCAGGCGAUACAGUGGAAUUUUCCGAACUUCCUUUUCCUAGACAAUUGUGCUUUUCAUGGAUGGUACCUAAAAUUUAUCAAACUGUUCGUGAAUACAUUGAUUUGUGUUAUCGAUUUUGUGAAAAUAUGGAUUUAGCAUAUACAGAACUAGAAGAUACAAUUAAUCGUGCUACAAAUUUCUUAUUUAGUCAAUGUUUAAAUACAGUUUUAACUUCGACCGUUCGUUCAUCCUUACGUCAAUUACCUCGACUUACACAAUUUUGCAUAAACUUGGAUGAGUUGGAAACAGUUUGUGGGCAUUUGGAUAAUUAUCUUCAAUAUACCUUAUUAGAUGAGGCUUCAGGUAUAACCAGUGGUCGUUUAAAAGAAGAUUUCACAAUGAUCAGAGAUGAUCAACGUGACGAUUCAAAUAUGACUGCAUCAGUUACACUAAACUCUGGAGCUAAUCCACCACGUAGCCGAUUACAAGGUGCAUCACUGUUGAAAGACAUACGUGCAUUGGUUGAAGAUCAAAUUUGUAAUCAUUUAAAGACUAGUGUUGCAGAGUUCAUCAAUUUAAAUAACUAUAAUGAUACUGAUGACAAUAAUAGUAAUAAUACUAGUAGUAGUGAAACUGUUGAUGGACGUAAUGGUGUAAGUUAUAUAACUGGUGUAAAAGUUAAACCAACUGAGAAUAUUGUACAUUUAACAUCAUGGUUGAAAUCAGUAUUCGAUUCAUUUUCAAAUCUACCUCCAAAAAUCACUCAAACUGCUUGUAUAUCAGUGUGUAAACAUAUUGCUCGUUUAUUGUAUGAUGUUUUAUUCGGUAGUCAAGUACGUUCACUUUCUGAAACGGGUCUUCAACAAUUAAGUAUCGAUUUAUCUUUGUGUGAAUCAUUCGCACGUUCACAACCUGUUCCAGGUUUAGAUCGUACUACUCUUUGGUUGAUUUUUGCAGAUUUAAGGCAAUUAUUGGAUUUAUAUCACAAAGAUGAUUGGGCUUCAUAUAUUGCAUUUCGUAAAAAUAUUAAUGGAUCGGGAAAAUUCGGCAGUGCUUAUGAUCGUGUACCUCCGAGUGUAGCAAUCAAACUGUUAGAACGUUUACGUGAUUCCGAUAAAAAACGCACUGGAUUCCUUCAAGCAAUGCGUAAAGAAGAACGAGGUCGAAAGAAAAAACUAGACGAUAUAAUUCGUCAAUUACGUGAAUUGAAUGUUACUCCUAAAAAUAAUUAAUCUCAAAAAAUGACAUAUUUGAACAGAAACAAAAAAUGAUGAAAAUUUUCUAGAAAAUCUAGAAUAAAUCUCGACAUAUAUCAUCGUUUCUUUUGUUUGUUUAAUAUAUUAUAUACAUUCGAAACAGCUUCGAUGGUUGUGCAUGAUGUUAAGUGAACCAUAAAUAUACAUAUACAUAAAUAUAUGUAUAUAUAUAGCUUGCAUUCAUUUCAUGUAAAAAAUUUUCUUGUGCACUGAUAUUUUUUUGAAUUAUUUUUUUCUUUUGUUUUCUUACUCACUCAAUCUGUACACACAAAUUUGUAAAGAACUAAUUAUUUUUUAUUUAUAGCCAAAAAAAUACAAAUGUUCAUUUUCUGAUUUACUCAGUUGGGUUUUUUUAAAAUACUCUUUACUUUAAUGAGAUGAU
Molecule: messenger RNA, 3463 nt
Organism: Schistosoma turkestanicum
Lineage: Eukaryota; Metazoa; Platyhelminthes; Trematoda; Strigeidida; Schistosomatidae
Source: the annotation of a GenBank genome assembly